AUGGUCGGGUCCACCUAUCCCAUCAUCGAUGGAAGGUUCUAUUGGGCCAGCGUCAGUUGCGAGCCUGCGGCUCCUCAAUCGGAGCAUUGGUUUUCUACCGACAGAACCCUCGUCUAUUCUUCUUUCUGUGCGGAUUUCGGCCCAAUGAACCUGAGUGCCAUCGUUCGAUAUGUGAAGUUGAUGAAAGAAAAAAUGAGCAGCGAGGAUCUCAAAGGGAAGAAGAUUGUUCACUUCACUGGUGCAUCAGUUCAAAACCGUACCAACUGCGUGUUCCUCAUUGGUUGCUACCUCCUCUUGGACAGAAAGAUGUCUCCAGCCGAAAUCUGGAAUUGUUUUUCGAAGUUUGAGCCUUCUCCUUUCUUGCACUACAGAGAUGCAACUUUUGUAAGGAGCACUUGGGACUUGAAGCUUGAGGACUGCUGGCGAGGCCUUCACCGGGGCAUCGAGACAGGGCUGAUCGACAUCGAAGGUUUCAAUCCCGACGAGUACGACUACUACGAUCACCCGCAGCAUGGCGACAUGCAUGUCAUAGUUCCUAGAAGAUUCAUCGCAUUCAAGGGCCCGACAGGUCGGCGGUAUCGACUGGCUGCAGGGCUCUACUCGCAUACGCCGAAAGACUAUAUCGAGGUUUUCAGACAUCACAAUGUUUCUGCGAUCGUGAGGCUGAACAACAAGGAAUACGACCGGAAUGAAUUCGUGAAGAAUGGGUUCAACCAUUACGAUCUCUUCUUCGAAGACUGCACAACACCGUCAGAGUUGAUUGUGAGCAAGUUCAUGGACAUCGUGGAGAGAGAGAGGGGAGUGAUCGCAGUCCACUGUUUGGCUGGACUUGGAAGGACGGGGACGCUGAUCGGGUUGUGGAUCAUGCGCAACUACGACUUCACAGCUGAGGAGGUGAUCGCUUACUUGCGGAUCAUCCGACCUGGAAGCAUCAUCGGGCCUCAGCAGCAGUACCUUUGCGAUUGCUACCAAAAGCUCAAGAACGUGAAAGAAGCUAGCUUCUCGUCCCGUAAGCAACCUGCCCCUCCCAUCUCCGCUACUUGUCACGAGUCUGAUCGCCUGCUAGCGGGAAGACUUGACUACAACUCUGCGGCGCUCGCAAAAGAAGUGAAGGAGGGAAUGCUUCGUCGCCACAUUCAUCGCAUCCCCAGGUGGUUCAGGAAGUCGCUGACUGCUGAGUAG
Guillardia theta CCMP2712 is the source of this 1182-nucleotide messenger RNA. RefSeq lists its product as hypothetical. The record is from RefSeq and is a predicted model, not a curated record. Lineage: Eukaryota; Cryptophyceae; Pyrenomonadales; Geminigeraceae. Gene Ontology annotation, biological process: microtubule cytoskeleton organization; protein dephosphorylation; positive regulation of cytokinesis. The transcript is spliced from 5 exons. The coding region runs from base 1 to 1182 and encodes 393 amino acids. Gene Ontology annotation, molecular function: protein tyrosine/serine/threonine phosphatase activity.